Messenger RNA from Lycium ferocissimum, 1110 nucleotides. RefSeq lists its product as uncharacterized. Bases 1 to 1110 code for a protein of 369 amino acids. NCBI's taxonomy places the organism in Eukaryota, Viridiplantae, Streptophyta, Magnoliopsida, Solanales, Solanaceae. The transcript has 2 exons. The record is from RefSeq and is a predicted model, not a curated record.
AUGGUCCCUCCCAACGAAUUGCUGUGUCUACAGCAAGGCUCCGAAAAGAGCAUUGCGUCAGUAUUUUGGGAAGUUGUUUCUGACCCUAUUUCUGCAGGUGAUUGUAGGGUGACAGAGAUGAAGAGGACAGUUUCUGAUGAUAAGGAUGGGGGUGCCAAGAAGGCCCCCAGGAUGUCACCGGGGCCGAGUAGGCGGAGCCCCAGUUAUUCGAUUGAGACUGAUCCGUCAGAGGAUCCUACGGAGGACAGCUAUGAUACCGAUCCUUCAGAGGAUCCAGCGACGAUUCCUCCGGAGAUGUUGACCCCCAGAGCAGAGGAUUCCGCGGAGGGCGGCUACGAGACAGACCCUUCGGAGGAUCCUGUGGCGACCCCUCCAGAGUCUGCGACCCCCAGUGAGGAGGAUCCGUCUGAGUAUGAGGCAGAGGCACCGGGAGAGGAGCUCCCCGACAUCGUGCCAGCCGCUCCUAUGAUGGAGCAUUAUGUUCCGCCAUCCUCGUCACAAGGCUCCGAAAAGAGCAUUGCGUCAGUAUUUUGGGAAGUUGUUUCUGACCCUAUUUCUGCAGGUGAUUGUAGGGUGACAGGGAUGAAGAGGACAGUUUCUGAUGAUAAGGAUGGGGGUGCCAAGAAGGCCCCCAGGAUGUCACCGGGGCCGAGUAGGCGGAGCCCCAGUUAUUCGAUUGAGACUGAUCCGUCAGAGGAUCCUACGGAGGACAGCUAUGAUACCGAUCCUUCAGAGGAUCCAGCGACGAUUCCUCCGGAGAUGUUGACCCCCAGAGCAGAGGAUUCCGCGGAGGGCGGCUACGAGACAGACCCUUCAGAGGAUCCUGUGGCGACCCCUCCAGAGUCUGCGACCCCCAGUGAGGAGGAUCCGUCUGAGUAUGAGGCAGAGGCACCGGGAGAGGAGCUCCCCGACAUCGUGCCAGCCGCUCCUAUGAUGGAGCAUUAUGUUCCGCCAGCCUCGUCAGUGAGCGUCACAUCGUAUUCCAGCCCUUUAUCCUGGUCAUCGGUGAACCAGGAGUCGUCGGACUACUUAUAUUCUUCGGACUCAGACGAGGAGGAUAGCGAGGAAGAGUACCCUUCGCUUUAUAGCUCGCUAGACCGUGGGAGAUAG